UUCUAUGACGCUGGUAGUGUUUUGAUUUUGAACAAUAGAUCGAAACAAUGGUUGUUAUAAGAGUGAAAUUUUUGUUGUUUACCAUUUAUUACUUUGUACAUAAUAGCUAGGUUAAAUUCGCUAUAGAUAAUUAUAGCCGAGUUAUGAGAUAUUUAACUUCAUAGAUAUUCUCACUACUGGUAAUUAUAGGCUGAAAGUGCUUACAAAGUGGAAAAAUUUAUCCAAAAUAGAAACGAUCUGAUUUAACAAAAAUAAGUCCUAUAACUUGGACCUGGAGGACACGUCAGUUCUAUAUGGAAGACGUUUUAUUAGACAUGGCAAACAACACAGACGGUUAAUACAAGCGAUUUAUCUGCUAAUAAACUUUGAAUCAUAUGAAUCAUACAGUUGUUUCAAACUUCCAGACUGAAAAACAAAAACUUUAACCAUUCAGUAUACGUUUGAAUUAGAUGAUAAAGGAUGCUCAAAUACACGGCGGUGGGAAAUGAUGAUGGAUUAGUGUCUCCAACCCAUCAUCCGGACUAUACUCAUAGAACAAUUGAUGUUUCCGCCGGAAGUAAAGGCACAAAAAUGGCAAUAAAACGUAGAUCCAACCUCGCGAAGAAAAUCCUAUCACGAAACGAUGAAACCGCUCACUUGCCGCCAAUUGCCCAACCAGGAUCGCCACAGCAAAAUAUGACUAUAAGUAGCAGCCUUUCACAAGAACGGAAAGAAAACAUUCAUUUUAUAAAUCAUCCGAUCAAACGGAAGGACAUUCGGACUCCAUAUGUGUCUCAUGUGAAUAGGAUUAGUGACGUUGCGACUCCCUAUGUGCUUCAUACACAAAUUACAAAUAUAGACCCGUCGACAACACUAGCUAGAGAAAAUUCUAAACUCUCUAAAUAUUCAGGGAAUGUAGUUGAAUACAAACAUGAACCUGAAAUUCAUCACGAAGGAACUUUCACAAGCCUUCAAAAGAAUCCGACAAGUAAUUCACCGGCCCAAGAUAGAAGACCACGAGGAAGACAUGGUAGAAAAAGCAAUAGUUUUAAUGAGAAUGAUUUUCGGGGUAACACUGAUAUCAGGGAAUUGACAAUACAAAGCAAUCAAAUGGGACUUUACCAAAGAGCAGAAAGAAAGCGGGAUAAGUCACGCGAAAAAGGCAAUGAAUCGUUUUCAAUUAGGAAGAAAAUAGAGCAAUUCCGCAGAUGGCACGAAGAACAGUAUCGGGAAAAGAUUAAGAAAUUAAAACAAGAAGUAGAUCAUCAAUUUGAAGCGGAACAUAACCGGGUAAGCAGACAAGUAGGUCCAUUAAGGGAAACGCCAACAUCUAAAAAUGAUAUGUCAGUAACGGUGGAUAACGAAAAGGUCCCUUCUGAAGUGUCGCAUGAAAAAAUGGAGCAAGAUAAGCUUACGCCGAAUCCUUUAUCUGUAACUAAUGAAAGUAGUUCCAAAGCUAGGAGUGGUUCGGCUAGAACAUGGAAAACAUGGCGGAAUGUGAACGAUUCGUACGCGUAUAAUGACGUACAUAAAUACAUUAAAGAAAAUGAGUUAAUGGACGAUGAGAAAUCUAACUGGAUUAAGAAAUGGAUCCUUGAAGUAAACAGAGCUAUGAAAGACCUUAAUCACGAGAGUAUAUUGUGAUUAUCAUUUCAAAUUUAACAAUAUUAUAAUUUUAGAAAUGUGCCCAAUGUUGAGUAUUUUAAUUGUUAAGAGGGACACUGAAGGCUAAGAAUAUUCAUGUCAUGAGCGUCAUGAAUUUCAUCUGUUGAAAAUAUUGUUGGAAUUUUCGGGUAGAAAUGUUCGUAUUGAGUGUUUUUUCGGAUAACAAUAUUCGGAUAGAAAUACGUCGUUAAAAUGUACGGUGUCUGAAGAAUUUAAAAGUGUUAACCUAAUGGAGUCUUGCACCAAUUCAAGACAUUCCGAUUUAUUGAAAAUGAUCAACCGUUGAUCUCCGUUUGCGUUUGAAAUAAAGUGUUUUUCCCCUUUAUCUGCUUUUGGUUAAAAGAACGCGAAGUUUCAUAGUUAAAGAUUUUUUUAUGUUUUAACGGCAGCAUUAUUUGAUGUUUUAUAAGUGAAAAUUAUGGUAUUCUUGAAAACAAUAAUUCUGUUAGCAAACUUGACUGGACUAUGAUAUCUCAUAUUGUCUUCUGUUUCAAAGAGAAUAUUUGUUACUGUAUUGUACAAAGUUGGAAGUAAUUUAUCAUGUUAACAGAUGUACGUUCAGAAUCUUGCGAUUAUUCUACGAAUUAUCUGUACACUUAACAAUAAUCAUUGUCUUCGUUUAUUUCAAAACGAAUUUGAAACUUCAUCAGUUUCAUAUGAUACCUUUUCUUGUUCAAUAUGCACAAAUAUUUGAAUUGUAAUGUGUUUUUCGUCACUGUUAUAGCGAACCUGUGAUAAAAAAAAACUUGUUCAGUAUUAAAAUACAAAGUUUUUUUGUUCAUGAAAGUUGUUGUU
This is a messenger RNA of Ruditapes philippinarum (Manila clam), 2439 nucleotides long. RefSeq lists its product as uncharacterized. NCBI's taxonomy places the organism in Eukaryota, Metazoa, Mollusca, Bivalvia, Venerida, Veneridae. Bases 460 to 1623 code for a protein of 387 amino acids. The transcript has 2 exons. The record is from RefSeq and is a predicted model, not a curated record.